GGGAAAGUUCAUUGUGAUGAUGGACUUCAAUUUUUUGGUGUGUAAUCUGAUGAGAUGUUCUUAUGUGCAGAUGUAGUGCAAUGUGUGUUUGGUUUUCUAUUCUUCCAUGUUAUUCAUGGUGUAUUUUGGUUUGCAGCGAUUGUUCAGGUUUUGCUAGAUUAUGACCCGGGAUUGAGCAAAACUAUUGGUCCAUCCAAUUCGACUCCACUUAUAACUGCAGCGACAAGAGGACACACGGAAGUGGUGAAUGAGCUGCUGUCGAAGGAUUGUAGCUUGUUGGAGAUUGCUAGAUCCAAUGGCAAAAAUGCUUUGCAUUUGGCAGCUCGUCAGGGCCAUGUGGAGAUUGUGAAAGCCUUGCUCAGUAAAGAUCCACAGUUGGCUCGAAGGACUGACAAGAAAGGGCAAACUGCAUUGCACAUGGCUGUAAAAGGGCAGAGUUGUGACGUGGUAAAGUUACUUCUUGAUGCAGAUGCUGCCAUUGUUAUGCUUCCUGACAAAUUUGGUAACACAGCAUUACAUGUGGCAACCAGGAAAAAACGAGUAGAGAUAGUGAAUGAGUUAUUACAUCUGCCAGACACCAAUGUUAAUGCAUUAACCAGAGACCACAAAACAGCUCUUGACAUUGUUGAAAGCCUUCCACUCUGUGAAGAGGCAUCAGAUAUUAAAGAAUGUCUUUCUCGAUACGGAGCACUCAGAGCUAACGAGCUCAACCAACCAAGGGAUGAACUGAGGAAAACUGUUACUCAAAUCAAGAAAGAUGUUCACACGCAACUUGAACAAACCAAGAGAACCAACAAAAAUGUUCAUAAUAUUUCCAAAGAGUUAAGGAAGCUUCAUAGGGAAGGAAUCAACAAUGCCACAAACUCAGUAACAGUGGUGGCAGUGUUGUUUGCUACAGUUGCUUUUGCUGCUAUAUUCACUGUGCCUGGUGGUGAUAACAAUGAUGGCUCAGCGGUGGUAGCAGCUUAUGCUGCUUUUAAAAUCUUCUUCAUCUUUAAUGCUAUUGCACUUUUUACAUCUUUGGCCGUGGUGGUUGUUCAAAUCACCUUGGUUAGAGGUGAAACUAAAGCAGAGAAAAGGGUGGUGGAGGUCAUCAACAAGCUCAUGUGGCUGGCUUCUGUUUGCACUUCAGUGGCAUUUAUUGCUUCUUCUUACAUAGUUGUGGGUAGGAAGAAUAGGUGGGCUGCUAUUCUUGUUACAUUAGUAGGAGGGGUGAUAAUUUCUGGAGUUAUUGGCACCAUGACUUUCUAUGUAGUGAGAUCUAAGAGAAGCAGGUCAAUGAGGAAGAAGGAGAAGCAGCUAGCCAGGAGGAGUGGAUCUAACUCAUGGCAUCAUUCUGAAUUCUCCAACUCUGAGGUUGAUCGGAUUUAUGCUAUUUGAUCUUGAACUUGCAACCUACAAAGGGGAUCAUGAAGAACAAAUUGUUGCAAAAUGGAUGCAGGUGUUUAGAGUUUCCCCAUUCUACCACUUAAGAGUUCACUGUACAGGAAAUUGUUCUCUCAGACUUCUGCAGCUAAUGCUGCUGUUGCUGCUGCUGGUUUUCUAGGAGGAUCAUGAGGAAUUAGAAUGAAGCUCUCAUCAUCAUUGUAACUAUUAAAUGAUGCACUGCAGGGCGAAUGUAAGCACCUGUGUCUUAAUCCCAGGUUGUGAUUUGCUAGGAAAAUAAAUUGAACAUUGCUUUAACUUUCACUUUAUGUAUUGUUGUAUUAUCAAAAUAUACCUGCCAAUCCUGUUCAUUACUGAGUAUUUUGUUACAAUUUUCUUGAGGCCUAAUCAUUACAACUACCUAGAUUACAUACUGGACCCUUCAUACAUG
This is a messenger RNA of Vigna umbellata (rice bean), 1816 nucleotides long. RefSeq names its product ankyrin repeat-containing protein ITN1-like. Gene Ontology annotation, molecular function: protein binding. The record is from RefSeq and is a predicted model, not a curated record. NCBI's taxonomy places the organism in Eukaryota, Viridiplantae, Streptophyta, Magnoliopsida, Fabales, Fabaceae. Gene Ontology annotation, cellular component: plasma membrane.